This is a messenger RNA of Quercus lobata, 482 nucleotides long. RefSeq lists its product as uncharacterized. Lineage: Eukaryota; Viridiplantae; Streptophyta; Magnoliopsida; Fagales; Fagaceae. The transcript is spliced from 3 exons. Bases 120 to 482 code for a protein of 120 amino acids. The record is from RefSeq and is a predicted model, not a curated record.
CUUCUCCUUCCCCGUUCCACUUCUCUGUCAUAAAAAACCUCUGUUUCUCUUCAAAACAAAAAACCCGAUAAUGACUUUCUUCUCCAUUGUUUCACAAACAUGAGAACAACGACUACACAAUGCACUCGGCAGAGAGGCUCCACAGCACCAUGGAGAUCUGUGGUGGAUUGACCCAAGAGACAACUCUCCACUUCCACCCAUUUGCACGGAUGGGUUUGCUUGAAGCUUUUCUCUCUGUCUUUGGAACACUGGUAAUUCAGAAAACUUGCAGCUACAAAGGCAUCAUGUCUGCGCCCGAGUCAAUUGGAAACAACACUCAGAAAAAGCUUAUAAAAAUAGUUAUCAGUUUAGACACUGUGUGUCCAUGGUGCUUUGUGGGCAAAAAAAAUCUUGACAAAGCUAUAGCUGCAUCUAAGGAUCACUAUGACUUUAAGGUUUUUAGGGGCCAUGGAUUGGAAUAUAACCUUUUAGGACUCACGUAA